Acomys russatus (golden spiny mouse) is the source of this 2391-nucleotide messenger RNA. RefSeq names its product methylcrotonyl-CoA carboxylase subunit 1 (gene Mccc1). NCBI's taxonomy places the organism in Eukaryota, Metazoa, Chordata, Mammalia, Rodentia, Muridae. The record is from RefSeq and is a predicted model, not a curated record. Bases 36 to 2198 code for a protein of 720 amino acids. Gene Ontology annotation, cellular component: mitochondrion. The transcript is spliced from 19 exons. Gene Ontology annotation, molecular function: methylcrotonoyl-CoA carboxylase activity; ATP binding; metal ion binding.
AAGCAGCUUUCGCCGUCAGGCACGGCGGUACGGAGAUGGCCGCGGCGGCGCUUCUGGCUGUGGUGGACAGGAACCAGCUGCGGCGGGUCCCGAUCCUGCUGCUGCAGCCGAGGGAAUGGGCCUGGAAGCAGAGGACCAUGAAGUAUGCCACAUCCUCAGGAAGAAACAUUACCAAGGUCCUCAUUGCAAACAGAGGAGAAAUUGCCUGCAGGGUGAUACGAACAGCCAAAAGGAUGGGUGUACGGUCUGUGGCAGUUUACAGUGAGGCCGACAGGAGUUCCAUGCAUGUAGACAUGGCAGAUGAAGCAUACUCCAUAGGCCCCGCCCCGUCCCAGCAGAGCUACCUCGCCAUGGAGAAAAUCAUCCAAGUGGCCAAGAGCUCUGCAGCGCAGGCCGUCCAUCCAGGAUAUGGUUUUCUUUCAGAAAACAUGGAAUUUGCUGAACUUUGUAAAAAAGAAGGACUUAUUUUUAUAGGUCCCCCUGCAUCUGCAAUUAGAGACAUGGGUAUAAAGAGCACUUCCAAGUCCAUCAUGGCUGCUGCUGGAGUGCCUGUUGUGGAAGGUUACCAUGGCGAGGACCAGUCCGAUCAGUGCCUGAAAGAGCAUGCUGGGAAAAUCGGGUAUCCUGUUAUGAUCAAAGCUGUCCGUGGCGGAGGAGGAAAAGGCAUGAGGAUCAUUAGAUCAGACAAAGAAUUCCAGGAGCAGUUAGAAUCGGCCCGGAGGGAGGCAAGGAAGUCUUUCAGCGACGACGCCAUGCUGGUCGAGAAGUUCGUGGACACACCAAGGCAUGUGGAAGUCCAGGUGUUUGGUGAUCACCAUGGCAACGCAGUGUACUUGUUUGAGAGAGACUGUAGUGUGCAGAGGCGACAUCAGAAGAUCAUUGAGGAGGCCCCAGCGCCUGGUAUUAAUCCUGAAGUAAGGAGAAGGUUGGGCGAGGCCGCGGUCAGAGCUGCACAGGCUGUCAAGUAUGUGGGAGCAGGAACUGUAGAAUUCAUUAUGGACUCAGAGCACAAUUUUUAUUUCAUGGAGAUGAACACACGGCUACAAGUGGAGCAUCCUGUCACUGAGAUGAUCACUGGAACUGACCUGGUGGAGUGGCAGUUCAGGAUUGCAGCCGGAGAGAAGAUUCCUUUGAGCCAGGAGGAAAUCCCUCUGCAGGGCCAUGCCUUCGAGGCUAGAAUCUAUGCAGAAGAUCCCGACAAUAACUUCAUGCCAGGGGCUGGACCACUGGUCCAUCUCUCUACCCCUCAGGCAGACACGUCUACAAGGAUUGAAACUGGAGUCCGGCAAGGAGAUGAGGUCUCCGUGCAUUACGACCCCAUGAUAGCAAAGCUCGUUGUGUGGGCCUCGGAUCGCCAGUCAGCCCUGUCGAAACUGAGGUACAGCCUCCAUCAGUACAACGUUGUCGGCCUGCGCACCAACGUGGACUUCCUGCUCCGCCUCGCUGGCCACCCGGAGUUUGAAGCUGGGAAUGUGCACACCGACUUCAUCCCUCAACACCACAAGGCACUGCUGCCCACUGACAGCGUCCUAGACAACGAGUCUGUGUGCCAGGCAGCUUUGGGGCUCAUCCUCAAAGAGAGAGAUGUGACCAGCGCUUUCAGGCUGCACACACAAGAUCAAUUCUCUCCGUUUUCAUUCAGCAGCGGGAGGAGACUAAAUAUCUCCUACACCAGAAACAUGACUCUGCGGAGCGGGGAAAAUGAUGUGGUCAUAGCUGUGACGUACAACCAUGACGGGUCAUAUGACAUGCAGAUUGAAAAUAAAACCUUCCGAGUCCUUGGCGAUCUUUCCAGCGAGGGAGGCUGUACCUACCUGAAGUCCUCUGUUGAUGGAGUAACCAGGAAAUCUAAGUUUGUCAUCCUGGACAACACUAUCUACCUGUUUUCCACGGAAGGCAGCAUUGAAAUCGGCAUUCCCGUACCGAAGUUCUUGGCUCCGGUGGGCCCAGAAGGAACUCAGGGAGGUACCGUCGCGCCUAUGACCGGAACCAUUGAAAAGGUGUUCGUGAAAGCUGGAGACAGAGUGAAAGCUGGAGACUCUCUGAUGGUCAUGAUCGCCAUGAAGAUGGAGCAUACCAUAAAAGCUCCCAAGAACGGCAGGAUAAAAAAGGUGUUCUUCAAAGAAGGCGCCCAGGCCAACAGACAUGCGCCGUUAGUGGAGUUUGAAGAGGAGGACGCUGACAAGUGCAAAUCAUAAUGAAACGCAUCCAUGCAGAAAUGGCCGACUGCGCAGCAUCUGACCUGUCUGUAAACAGCAAGUGCCUCUUGACCCUCUAGGUCUCAGAAGGAGGAGCUUUAUUAAGUAAAUGAUUAUGUGAUUGUACUGAAAAGUCUUUAUAUUUACAAAUCAUCUCACAAGAUUUCAUAGAAAUAAAGCUGAGCUCUUUUUU